AGCAGCUCGUUUCAACUCCCAAGACACACACCACCCAUGGCGCCUGCACUCGAAACCAUCAUUGUCUGAACCUCUCAUUUUCAGCUUAUCUGGUUCAACUGAUUCAAUCCCACCAUCCCACCCUCUCUCUUUCUCUUGAUCAUUUACUACAUCUUGCAACUGGGAAAAGUUGUGAAAAAUGGAAAAUGGAUAUGGUGUUGCUGGUAAUCAUACAGGAAGGGAAGUCAAGGUGGCAGAUCUCAUAUGGGUGGAGACCAAUGGAGGCUCAUGGUGGCCUGCACAGGUUGUUAAUGAAAAUGCUGUGAGUGGGAACAACAAGCCCCUCAAAACAUCAUCAGGGGAAGUUCCUGUUCGGCUUUAUGGAAGCUAUAAAUUCUUGUAUGUGGACCCUCAAAAAUGUUCUUCUGAUUUUGAAAUAAUUCUCGAGCAGAAUAACGGUUCCUGUAGAGAGAUUUUUCUCAAAGCUCUGGAGCAGGAUGCUUAUCACAUGAAAUCAGGUAGAUCAAAGAAGCAAGGAUUCAAAUCUAAAGUUGAUGCUUCUAGAAACCUGUCCGAUGCUAAUCAUGCAGUGGAAGAUCCGAAAGCAGAGGAAUCAGACUUUGCAAGGAUAAGGAGUUCUCCAAGAUUACAGAAGCAAGGAAAGAAGGUUGAGGAUAAAGCAAAUGGUAAACCCAUAAAGCAAGAUGGGUUGCUGAAGAAUGCCAAAGAACAUGGAUUAAGUAUCCAGGCAGAAGUAUUGACAGAGGCAGGUGCCCGAAGAUUAAGAGUGAUGCAAAAUCUUGGCCUCAUUGCCCCUUCAGGGUCUCCUUACCACAAAAAUGGCCGGGUUUGAGUCUCUGAAUCACAGCUUUUGAUUAAAAUCUAGUACCAUAUACAAUCGCUUUAAACUUGGCCCAAGAACAACCCAGACUGGGGUACUAGCUGCUAGCUUUUGAUGCAAGAGUUGCAUAAUUCAUGUAUAUAUAGAGGUUUCUGCCCUAAGACCACCCAACAAGGUAUGCUUAAUCGUUCUCAUCGAGGUGGUUUUGCUCCUUUUUUGAUUGUUUGGGUGGCUGCAAUGUCUAGUGGGUUUUGUAGCUUGUGCUCUGCUCAUUUUGAAACUAUUGAGAAAUUUAAAGACGAUAACUUUAAUAUAUAUAUUUGGCACUAUGGAAAAGGGAUUCGAACUAUAAAUCUUAACGACUU
This is a messenger RNA of Rosa chinensis, 1185 nucleotides long. Its product is annotated as histone-lysine N-methyltransferase NSD3. The coding region runs from base 179 to 832 and encodes 217 amino acids. The record is from RefSeq and is a predicted model, not a curated record. Lineage: Eukaryota; Viridiplantae; Streptophyta; Magnoliopsida; Rosales; Rosaceae. The transcript is spliced from 9 exons.